Molecule: messenger RNA, 1709 nt
Organism: Sorex fumeus (smoky shrew)
Lineage: Eukaryota; Metazoa; Chordata; Mammalia; Eulipotyphla; Soricidae
Gene: ZSWIM1
Product: zinc finger SWIM-type containing 1
Exons: 2
Coding region: 167-1696 (509 amino acids)
Molecular function (GO): zinc ion binding
Source: RefSeq, a predicted model, not a curated record
CCUCGUAACGCUGGCAACAGCGCCCGCCCACCGGCCUCUGGGCUGCCAUUGGUCGGCGGCCGCGAAGCCCUCCCGCCAGCUCUGGAGGCCAUUGGCUGGAGUCACGGCGCAGCCGGAGCCCGGGUUGGCGGGCGCGGAGGUCACUCAGAGUCAGAGGCAGGGUCAAAUGGGGAGAGAUGGCGCCGGAGCCAAGCUGUGGGCGCAUCUUUGGAACAAGACCCCGGAACUCCGGGCCAGCCUCCAGCCUCAAUCCGGUGGGCGCCUGAAAGACGGAGCCCACCGGGUCAGCAGCCCUGCGGAGAGAAGCCCUUUGGCCUUGGCUUCCGGACGUUUCCCAGCGGCCCCCAUGGCUCUGGCCAUGCUGAACGAGCUCCUGAUGGAGGACCCACGCCCGCCUCUGCUGCUGUACCAGGUGGGCAAGACGGCCCAGUUAGAGGCGCUGAACUAUCAGAGCUGCUCGAUGCAGGGGGUCUUUGCGCGUUUCCCCGAGGUCUUAUUUAUCCACCGAACCUAUAACCCCCGGGGCAAAGUGUUAUAUACCUUCCUGGUGGACGGGCCGCGGGUGCAGCUGGAGGGUCAUCUCGCCCGGGCCGUCUACUUCGCCAUCCCUGUCCAGGAGGACGCCGAAGGCCUGGCCCAGAUGCUCCAGGUGUUCAAGAGGUGUAACCCGGCCUGGGAGCGCGUCUGCACCGUCCUGGUGGACCCGCACUUCCUCCCCGUGCCCGCCCUGGCGAUGGAGUUCCCCGCCGCCGAAGUCCUGCUCUCGGCCUUUCACGUCUGUAAGUUCCUCCAGGGCAAGUUCUACCAGCUGGCGCUGGAGCAGCCGCUGGAGCGGACACUGCUGGCCUCUCUGCGGAGCACCAUGUGCUCGGCCACAGCCGGCAACCUGCGGAAGCUGCACGCCCUCCUGAGCACCUGCGUGCCCGCCGCCCAGCUGCCCCAGCUCCACGCCCACUGGCUGCUCAACGACCGCAUCUGGCUGGCCCACCGCUGGCGAAGCCGCGCCGAGAGCAGCCGCUACUUCCAGGGCCUGGAGGUCACCACCCGCAUCCUCAGCCUGGCCUUCGGCACCAACCCGUCCGUGGAGCAAGGGGUAGCCGCCGUCCUCCGCUCCGUGAAGCACGGCCCCGCCGGCCAGGCCGACCCUCUCCUGCCAGGCCCGAAGCCUGCCGACCUGAGCCCCGAGAGCCCCGGGCAGCUGGUCGAGGCCCGCAUCCAGCACUCCCUCAACGCCAUCUGCACGGGGCCGGCGGCCCGGCUGUGUCUGGGCGAGCUGGCGGUGGUCCAGAAAUCCGUGCACCUCAUCGGCUCGGGCUCGGAGCAGGUGAACAUCCAGAUCCUCGAGGACACGCACCGGGUACAGGCCGAGCCCCCGGCCAGCUGCAGCUGCUACUUCAACCAGACCUUCCACCUGCCCUGCCGCCACAUCCUCGCCAUGCUCAGUGCCCGCGGGCAGGUGCUCCAGCCGGACAUGCUGCCCGCUCCGUGGACCGCGGGCUGCGCUGCCAGCCUGGACGACGUCCUGAGCAGCAAAUGCAACGAGGCCCUGGACAAGCACUUGGCCGUGGCGCUCCUGACGGAGGAGGUGGGGCAGCUCCUCCAACACUGUGGCCAGGAGGAGUUUGCCCGGCGCUACAGUACCCUGCGGGAACUGGCCGACAGCUGGAUCGGCCCUUACGAGCAGAUCCAGCUGUGACCAGAGCCCCUUC